UAUGCUUCAUGCAGCCGCCCUUUUUUGACCGUGCCGUUCAUUACAACUUCUGCCUUGAAGGGAUUCGUAUUGAGCACGGGUUGCUGCCCUGUCGUGAUACCGAGCGCGACUCAUGCACUGAUCGAUGAAUGAAGUGAAGAUUAGAUUUUUCUCAGUCACUUGAGGGAGUUGCCAUCUCAUUGUUUCCUCUGGCACAACACGAGUCCGAGUCGUUGUGAUUCUCAUUACUACUACAACCACAUCCCACAUCAACCAAUGAACUACGACGCCAGAAUGUUCAAAUCAUUGGUCAUCACAUUCCUCAUUGCCUCCCUCACAGCCGCAGUUCAGGCCGCCGCAAUCCAACCUGCCAUCACGUCAUCGUACUGGGCGCCGACAGGGGGCUACUACUACCGCUGUAACGCGCCAUUGCUGGUAGAGAUUUCGAAGGACAAGAAGAACUGGAGGCCAUCGGCGAUAUGCCUGGCGGGAACUUGUUGCUCCAGUCUGUCGGAUGGGCCACGAUGCUCGAAGGAGUCCUGCGCACUUGUCGCGCAAGAGCCGGGGAAAAUGGGAAAUAGUGCUUCUGGGCUUUCGCCAAGUAUACCGGUAAUCUCGACUUCGACAUGAUGAUGGGGCGAGAAACGGCAUGGGGUAGAAGCCGCAGGCUCAAAGAAUCUCAAUUGUGAUCGUUCAUUUGACUCGGGCUUGGGAUAUGGGUAUGGGCGACACAUGGCUCGCAAACUAUGGAAGAAAUUCCUGGUUCACACGAAUGGCUGUGAGCAA
This is a messenger RNA of Pseudomassariella vexata, 765 nucleotides long. RefSeq lists its product as uncharacterized. Lineage: Eukaryota; Fungi; Ascomycota; Sordariomycetes; Amphisphaeriales; Pseudomassariaceae. The transcript has a single exon. The record is from RefSeq and is a predicted model, not a curated record. The coding region runs from base 256 to 609 and encodes 117 amino acids.